UGCGUUUCAGUGUUUACAUUUUUUUCCCCGAGAUUUGAGUUUUUCAAGAAGACAAUUUCCAGUUCCACGCAAUAUGAUAACUAAAUUACCAAUUAUCCUGGCUGCUAUGUUCGGCUGCUGCUUGGCGGCGACACAGCCAGCGCAGGACACUCGUGUGCUGCCCGAGGGAUUCGUGGACGCCGCCCAGCGCUCGACGCACACCAACAACUGGGCUGUGCUGGUGGAUGCCUCCCGUUUCUGGUUCAAUUACCGGCAUGUGGCCAAUGUCCUAUCCAUCUAUCGAUCGGUGAAACGCCUGGGCAUUCCCGACUCCCAGAUCAUUCUGAUGAUUGCCGAUGAUAUGGCCUGCAAUGCCCGUAAUCCGCGUCCCGGUCAGGUUUAUAAUAACGCCAAUCAGCAUAUUAAUGUCUAUGGCGAUGAUGUGGAGGUGGAUUAUCGUGGCUAUGAGGUUACCGUAGAGAACUUUGUGCGUUUGCUAACGGGACGCACACAAAAUGGAACGGCACGCUCUAAGAAACUGCUCUCGGAUGCCGGCAGCAAUGUUUUGAUCUAUCUAACGGGUCAUGGUGGUGAUGGUUUCUUAAAGUUCCAGGACUCGGAGGAGAUUACCAGCCAGGAGCUGGCCGAUGGCAUUCAGCAGAUGUGGGAGAAGAAGCGUUACAACGAGCUGUUCUUUAUGGUGGACACCUGCCAGGCGGCCUCCCUAUACGAGAAGUUCACCUCGCCGAAUGUCCUGGCGGUGGCCAGUAGCCUGGUGGGCGAGGAUUCGCUGUCGCACCAUGUGGAUCCCUCAAUUGGCGUCUACAUGAUCGAUCGCUAUACUUACUAUGCUCUGGAGUUCCUCGAGAAGGUUCAGCCCUUUAGCAAACGCACCAUUGGCGAGUUCCUGCAAGUCUGCCCCAAGCGAGUGUGCAUCUCCACAGUGGGCGUUCGCAAGGAUCUGUAUCGCCGCGAUCCACACAAGGUGCCCAUAACGGACUUCUUUGGGGCCAUACGACCCACGCGCGUCUCCACCGAUCGCAUAAAUGUGACCCUGGCCAAUGAGGAUGAUUUUAUUACCACGGACGAGUUGGUGGUGAUGAAACCUUUUAAGAUUGUCAUUGAGCCGCAGUUUCCUACGGAAUUUUUUAAAUAAGAAAGAGAAACACUCGUAUUCAUGUGAUAAUAUUAGAUUUUAUUCGUAAAUACAUCAUUUCAUUAUAUUAA
Drosophila kikkawai is the source of this 1206-nucleotide messenger RNA. RefSeq names its product Phosphatidylinositol glycan anchor biosynthesis class K (gene PIG-K). The record is from RefSeq and is a predicted model, not a curated record. Gene Ontology annotation, molecular function: GPI-anchor transamidase activity. Gene Ontology annotation, cellular component: GPI-anchor transamidase complex. Lineage: Eukaryota; Metazoa; Arthropoda; Insecta; Diptera; Drosophilidae. Gene Ontology annotation, biological process: proteolysis; attachment of GPI anchor to protein.